Molecule: messenger RNA, 1659 nt
Organism: Guillardia theta CCMP2712
Lineage: Eukaryota; Cryptophyceae; Pyrenomonadales; Geminigeraceae
Exons: 1
Coding region: 1-1659 (552 amino acids)
Source: RefSeq, a predicted model, not a curated record
AUGGUAGAAAGCGUCGGCGCAAGGGUCAGCAAUGAUCAACAGGAAGCUGACGUUCUCUUCAUGGUCAGAUCCAGUCACCUCCAUCGAAACUCUCCGACCAACAGAGCUCGGUUGAUUCCUCCCCUCGGCGUAUCUCUCCACCAGCCUUUGGCCACUCAAGCAGAGAUUGAUAGCAGCGCGGAGAAUCGUCGUCCUCACCGAGCUUCUUGUCUGGACAGCUCAGAGCACCGGAGUUGCUCACACUCACAUGACAGUCCCAACUAUCGACUCAAUGCUGCCGAAAGAGACACCUCGACCCCUCUCUACGAGCCCAACACGUGCGCUGCGUUCAAGAGACGUAGCGUCUGCAAUGAGCAUCGAAACCCAUCGAGCAAGGUGAAGGUCUUCGAAUACAGGCACAUCGGCGCAAUGCAGACCUCUUUCACCUUGCUUCAUAUGUUUGCUGCUGUCCUCAGUGUCUCAAUGGUCAACGCAAGUGCUCGUUGCAAUCUCUCCUCAGAUUGCAGGGGCUGCCACCGAUCGGGGAACGCAGCACGAUGCAGUGCCGGCUUUUGCGUCGUUGAAAGUCGAGAGCUACGAGGGGGUCGCUGGUUUGUGCAAUCUGCGUCUUGUUCACAGGAGCAGAAAGGCACCUCCCCUUCUACAGUUCGUCCAGAGGGAAUACCUGCUGAGUUUGCUUUGGAUGAGAAGGUUGAGACGCAUUUGCGAUUGCACAAAAAGCAUCAAGCACUUCAUGGGCAGAACGUGGCGGAGAGGAGAAGCUACCAGCUAAGAUCAUCUAUUCAGUGGAAGUUCCCUCCAACCAGCGAUUCGGUCGCCAUCACAGUGGGGAUGUACAUCGGAGUCUCCGUGUUCAUUGUCUGCCUCAUCGUGUGCCUUUGCAGAGCCUGCAGGACAAGGAAAGGUGAAGGGCAUGAACGAAAGGACGUGGCCAAGGCUCGCAAACGAGCGAUGACUUACCGCAAGCAGAUGGAGACGAAGAGCAGGAAGAAGCCUGUCGUCAUAACAGAAGUGGAGCUCGAUCCAACCUCAGAGAAAUGCCAGGAAAUCCUAUCAGAAGAUUUUGGUCAGCUUCCUCCAAUCCUACCCAAAUCGUUGACAAAGCUGGAGUGGAGCAACGUUGCGGAUGAUGACAUGAAGUCGAAACGGCCGCAGACUCUGAGGAAAGCUCUGCCGCCCUCCAUCAAGAUCCCCGGAAGGUUUUGUGACAGCGCUCCACCCAGUCCAUCGGAUAUUGUACAUUUUGAGAAUUCUCCCAAUGCAGCAGCGAUGGCAGGAAAGCAAGAUGGAAGGAGUCUCGACAUAACAGUCUUCACCCCGCGCAAUGCUUUACUUCACUUGUACUCUUCAUCCGGGGGGAAGCUCACAGCUUCACCGACAAAGCCGAUGACGAGCAGGCAGGAGGUCGAGCAGGAGAAGCAUCCGCUGAGGUUGAUGAGUUUUAGCUGCUCCAUGGGGAGCAACCUGCAGUAUGACGCGGAAAUGGACUCCAACAAAGCGAAGGAGGAGGCGGGUGUGAAUGUGGCGGAAGAAAUAUGCAGCCCUUCCAGGUUGCAGGUCCUGGUGCUGCAUGAGAGAUCCGACUCGAUAAGGACAGACACUCCUUCCGAGGCCUCUACCUUUGUCAAGUCCAACUGUUCUGACUCCUCAGAGGAAUGA